Messenger RNA from Lindgomyces ingoldianus, 1053 nucleotides. RefSeq lists its product as uncharacterized. NCBI's taxonomy places the organism in Eukaryota, Fungi, Ascomycota, Dothideomycetes, Pleosporales, Lindgomycetaceae. The transcript has 2 exons. The coding region runs from base 230 to 724 and encodes 164 amino acids. The record is from RefSeq and is a predicted model, not a curated record. Gene Ontology annotation, molecular function: protein phosphatase 1 binding; protein serine/threonine phosphatase inhibitor activity. Gene Ontology annotation, cellular component: nucleus.
CAACAACAAAGACAUACAUUAGCAUCGACAAAUCCGCUGCUUGCCCUCUUUUCCGCUGUAUUUCUGCUGUAUGUCUGCAUCUCACACGACCACCGUACCUUUCUCCCGGCUGUCCCCCACACUUCUUCGAGCACGCUCCUGAACCAGUCCCUGGAGCGUUGACCCCCGCCAUCCCACAUCCACUCCCUUCUUAAGACUUCCCAACGCCAGCCAACUUUUCGAUUCAGCCAUGACCAACUCGAACUCCAUGGCUACCCAAACUGCCAUGAGCACGCCUACUACCAGGACCAUCCAGAGCCGUCCACAGCCCGUCCUUCGUCUCUCCGGGCCUUCGGGAACCCUUCGCCUGCGGGCUGAGCCUGCCGAAGAGCGUCAUAUCCAAUGGGCAGAAGACGUCAUCGACAACGAAGGAAUGGGGAAGAAAUCCUCAAAGGUGUGCUGCAUCUACCACAAGCCGCGUGUUGUAGGUGAAUCAUCCGACGAUUCUUCCUCCGACUCGUCCUCAGACUCGGAUUCCGACAGCGAGCCCGACAAUAGCAUGGCACGUCCCGUCGGUGGCCGCCGUGGCGGAAAUCCCCGCGGCCGACGUCCUCAUCAACACGAUCAUGACGACAACCCUGAUGACGAGCCUGGCGAGGGGCCGUCUGAGAAGCCACAACAGCGGAGGCGACCACGGCGCAGGCCUAGCCCCAAUGCUUACGAGAAGAUGCCGACACGAAAGUAGCAAGCCAGUCCAUGAGGUAUUGCAUGGCGAUUUCACGAGGGUACGAUAGCGUUUCUAUCUGCAAAAUCAUAUCUCAAGCGAGGAGUUUGGGAGUUCAUCACCGCUUUCACACAACAUGACCUAUACACUGCAUUGUCGCUAGCAUAGCGCAUUGCGGACUGAGACGUCCCUCUUCACAUGAAGACUGUAUUUGGUGCCAGAGCAUAGACGCAUCAUAGCAUUGGACAACUUGAAAUGGUUCUAUAGGCGUGGCAUAGGUUUCAAUCACAUCAUACGUUAAAACUAUAGAUUGGGGAGAGAGUCUCUCCCCAGAACCAGCUAUCACUGCU